Messenger RNA from Anopheles gambiae (African malaria mosquito), 1426 nucleotides. RefSeq lists its product as uncharacterized. Bases 375 to 1280 code for a protein of 301 amino acids. The record is from RefSeq and is a predicted model, not a curated record. Gene Ontology annotation, biological process: regulation of transcription by RNA polymerase II. Gene Ontology annotation, cellular component: nucleus; transcription regulator complex. The transcript has 4 exons. Lineage: Eukaryota; Metazoa; Arthropoda; Insecta; Diptera; Culicidae.
CUGGCCCUACACGCUGCAUUCAUGUAUGCGGCUACAAAUGACAGCUACAAAUUUCCAUUGUUCUCGAUCUGUCAGCUCGUCGCCGCUCGUAACCCGAUGUAUGCGGGUUACGAGCGGCGACAAGUGACGUAUCUUCCACCUGCUAUGUUUACAUUACUGUUUCAAGUGUUGAAGGGAGGGAUGAUCAUCGAAUUCAAUUUUUAAAUUUGAGUAAAAUAAAAUUAAAAAUUACGUGCUUAUUUAAGCUACUGAUAAAAUAAAUACAAAUUAUUAAAAAUAUAUUUAUGUAAUGUUUUAUUUGAGGGCAAUAAUAAUAUUGAGAAUAAAAUGAGGCUUAAAUAAACGUAUACGAAAACAAAAAUGUUGGAUACAUUAUGUGGGGAUGUGUUGGUAUUGUGUUUGGAGAUUCCUUGGAAGUUUUCAGGCGGACAUUUUCGAUUAGCAGUCAACCACGCCAGCACUUAACAAUGGAAGGAGCUAAAACCGCCCAAAAAUCGAAUAAAAAUCCUAUUCAAGAUGAGGAAAAAGUCAUCGAAUUGAUCAAUUUGGUAAAAACUUAUCCGUGCAUCUGGUUAGAUACUGAUCGCCAGUAUAAAAACAACGAAAUAAGGCAUCAAGCCUGGCAACAGAUAGCAUCCGUGCUGGAGGAGGAUCCACAGUGCGUUCAUGCUAAAUGGAGGAAUUUAAUGAAUUCCUACCGGCGGACUAAAAAGGAGAUCGCUUUGAGUCAGACAACAGGUUCCGGUUCCAGCGAGCUAUUGAAGGAGGUUUGGUAUGCCUACGAGCAUAUGUCGUUUCUACAUGAAACGACAGCUCCACGUCGUACAAUCAAUACUGCAAAUCUUGAAGGAACUUCUCGGGAACCUGUUGUUAUCUCGAUCGCUCCUGCAACCACCGCUUCAUGCAGUUCAACUGCCUCAACAACAGCCACGACAACUGCCACAACAUCCUCCACUGGCUCCUCUAGUGGCAUGCUAGAGGGUCGCACAGCGUCCAAAGGACGCAAAAGAAAGUUUAGCGAAACGACUCGAUCAAGUCAGAUUAGCGAAUGCUUGACAGCCAUUCAAAGCAUUGCUAAUACUGCUACUGCUGCUGCACCUUGUUCAAGAGCCAGGGCUCUGGGCAACUUUGUAGAGGCACAAGUUGCCACCUUCGAAGACAAACACCCAGAGUUCUGUGCUAAACUUAUCAGGUCCAUAACGACGGUCAUGAAUGAUCAAAUUGAUCAAUUUUAUGCGGACCAACAUGCCUCCUCGAUGCAUGAUCAUGCAUAUCUGUAGGUUUAAAAUUUAAGUGUUAACAUAGUUUAAGUUUUUGUUGGAAUUUAAGAAUUUUAUGAAUAAGUGAAUUAUGUAUUGUUAUGUAUUAUAUAUUGUUAAGAUAGUUUAAGUGUUUUUGGAAUUAAUGAAUUUUAUGAAUUACUGAA